This is a messenger RNA of Alosa alosa (allis shad), 1479 nucleotides long. RefSeq names its product Y box binding protein 1 (gene ybx1). Gene Ontology annotation, biological process: regulation of gene expression. The record is from RefSeq and is a predicted model, not a curated record. Gene Ontology annotation, molecular function: nucleic acid binding. Gene Ontology annotation, cellular component: nucleus. The coding region runs from base 140 to 1090 and encodes 316 amino acids. NCBI's taxonomy places the organism in Eukaryota, Metazoa, Chordata, Actinopteri, Clupeiformes, Clupeidae. The transcript is spliced from 8 exons.
GGCAACGGGAGCGGAGAAAAGAAAGCUGAGAGCCCGAAGGCAGCAGCCCCCACCACCGCCGGCCCAGGUUACCAUCUAGCACCGGGAAACACACUAGAGAGCCACCGCCGGCACAAGUCUUUACCAACCAGAAACCAUCAUGAGCACCGAGGCCGAGACACAACAACCGCCGCAGCCUGCCGCCGAUGCGGAGAGCCCAUCCAGCCCGGCAGCCGCAGCUACCGCGGGGGACAAGAAGGUCAUCGCAACAAAGGUCCUGGGGACAGUGAAGUGGUUCAACGUUCGGAACGGCUAUGGUUUCAUCAACAGGAAUGACACAAAAGAAGAUGUCUUUGUACACCAGACUGCCAUAAAGAAAAACAACCCAAGGAAGUAUCUCCGCAGCGUGGGGGACGGAGAGACUGUAGAGUUUGAUGUGGUCGAAGGGGAGAAGGGUGCAGAAGCAGCAAAUGUCACCGGCCCAGGCGGAGUCCCAGUCCAGGGCAGCAAGUACGCAGCGGACCGUAACCGCUAUCGACGGUACCCACGCCGGAGAGGGCCCCCGCGCGACUACCAGGACAACUUCCAGAGUGAUGGAGAUGGCGAGGGGGAGGUCCGGGAGAAGCGCGAGGGAGGAGCGGAGAGCGCCCCGGAGGGGGAGGGUCCGGCCCAGCAGCGGCGCCCCUCCUACCCCGGCAGACGCAGAUAUCCCCCUUACUUCGUGCGCCGGCGCUAUGGACGCAGACCCCCCUACAGCAGCGCCCCCCGUGGGGAGAUGACCGAGGGUGGAGAAGGAGACGACAACCAGGGUGGUCAAGACCAGGGCAACAAACCUGUGCGGCAGAACUACUACAGAGGCUUCAGGCCAAGGUUCAGACCCAGUAGGGGCCCGCCACGGCCGCGGCCAGUGCGUGAGGGCGAGGAGGACAAGGAGAACCAGGGUGACGGCGCGCAGAGCCAGGAACCCCGGCAGCGGCGCUACAGACGCAACUUCAACUACCGCCGCAGACGCCCCCAGACCGGCAAGCCUCAGGACGGCAAGGAGGGCAAGGCCUCCGACGCCCCCGCCGACAAGCCCGCUCCCGAGGCCGAGCAGGCCGGGCCCGAGUAACAGCACACACACCGGCUUACCAUCUCUACCAUCCUCCGGUGAGUGAUGUCAACACAAAGAAACAUCAAAGAUGUGAGCAAUAAGAACCAGAUUUGACUUGACGAUCGUCUAAGCUUGCAACUCGCAUUUGACCAGAUUUCCACCGAUUGCCUGCAGGAUCUAUGCAGACCCCUUUUUUUCCAUUCUUUUUACGUGACAGCUUAGAGCUCUGGGGAAACAGCAGCUGCUUUUCUAAAUCGGUCUUAAGUUUUUACACCAAAUGGUUUUUAAAGAAAAAAAAAAGUAAUUUGAUAUCUGGUCAGUUUGACAUUUUUAAAUAACUUUUUAUGUAUUCAAACAUGAAUUUUGACAAAAAGGCAAGCUCAAAUAAAAGUCAAAGACGAACUUUA